CAAAUUUAACUACUACUGAGCAGCUGCCGACGGAAGUGCAUAGAAAUUGCGGUCUUCUCAGCCAAGUAGCAAAUAGUCAGCAAAACUAUAUGAAUAAACUCAAAGAGAAUUCACUCGGGUACAUUCAAACCAAGCUAGAAGGACAGGAUGCCAGUGAAUUCCUUCGCCAAAUCAGCAGCAACAGCGCUGACGCACAGAGGUUGGCAGACGAACGUGUAUCGAUAUCGACGAAUUUGAGAGAUAUAAUAAACCGCAACAUCAAACUAAUAGAGACAUCAAUAGAGAACCAACAAACAGAGCUUCAAAUGGGUGUUAGACCGGGUACCCAGCCAUCACACAAUGAACAAUUGAAAAAAGAGCGCGACAAUCGCAUGCGUUCCCGUGCAGCGAGGGAGGAACAGGAAAGAGUGGAGAAUGAAAAUAACGAAGAUGAUGAGCGCUACUGUUUCUGCAACCAAGUCAGCUUUGGUGAAAUGGUAGCCUGCGAUAAUGGUAAGAAAGAUGUUUGUUGAGAAUUCUACUCAUAUACUUCAGAACAAUGCCCAUAUCAGUGGUUCCACCUCGCAUGUAUUGGACUAACUGAGGCACCCAGCGAUGAGUUCAUCUGUUCAUUCUGCCAGCAACAGGAUAGCGUACAGGAUGGAGAAC
Wallemia mellicola CBS 633.66 is the source of this 648-nucleotide messenger RNA. RefSeq lists its product as hypothetical. Bases 90 to 512 code for a protein of 140 amino acids. The transcript is spliced from 4 exons. Gene Ontology annotation, biological process: regulation of DNA-templated transcription. Gene Ontology annotation, cellular component: nucleus; Rpd3L complex; Rpd3L-Expanded complex. NCBI's taxonomy places the organism in Eukaryota, Fungi, Basidiomycota, Wallemiomycetes, Wallemiales, Wallemiaceae. The record is from RefSeq and is a predicted model, not a curated record.